Messenger RNA from Mizuhopecten yessoensis (Yesso scallop), 3891 nucleotides. Its product is annotated as follistatin-A-like. Gene Ontology annotation, molecular function: collagen binding; extracellular matrix binding; calcium ion binding. NCBI's taxonomy places the organism in Eukaryota, Metazoa, Mollusca, Bivalvia, Pectinida, Pectinidae. Bases 241 to 1410 code for a protein of 389 amino acids. Gene Ontology annotation, biological process: anatomical structure development. The transcript has 8 exons. The record is from RefSeq and is a predicted model, not a curated record.
AUACAGACGAGCCUAAUAAUCACUUCAUUCAUGUCCGUCAUAGGCGUAGUACGCUCGUAGUAUGGCGAAGCAACGUGUUUUUGGCAGACGAUAUCGGCCUUGUGUUUAUUUACCGUACAUAACCUGUACACUUAUGUCAGUCGCCCUACCCCCGGGCAAUUAAACCUUAUAUACAACCGUGUACCUGGACAACACUGAGUGCAUGUAAAGUAACACGUGUCUACAUGUGUGUGCUAUGGGAUGAUACUGUGUUUCGGACUCAUGGAUACAUACACAACCUGUCAUCAUUCAAUACAUCUUAUUCUCCUUAUGUCCUUGGCUGGAUAUGUUUCAGGGGGGCUUUGUUGGGCCAACAUCUCGCCGUCCAAUACGUGUAGUACCCUGUACAGAGCCAACAUCACCCAGGAGGACUGCUGUCGCCGGACUUUCUCUCCCUCCCUUGGCUGGUCCCCCUCCGAAUUCCUCACCAACGGACAGGUGUUUUACUGGAGGGCCCUGAUGAGGGACAUUUCCAAUUGUCACCGUUGUCAUAAUAGUUGUGCCAACAUCCGAUGUGCUCCGGGACGAGUGUGCCGGAUGCGGAAGGGCGUACCUAAGUGUGUGUGUCGGCCCCGGUGUACGGGCGAGUUGCGGAAACGCGGUGCUUUGUGCGGUACCGAUAGUGUCAACUACAAGAAUUAUUGUCACAUGCUCAAAAGAAACUGCAGGAAGAACCAACGGACAAAUGUUGCCUACUUCGGCAAGUGUAAACGGGCGUGUAAGAAGGUGAAGUGUUUAGCCGGGACUCAGUGCCUCGAGGACCAGAAUGGACUUCCCCAUUGUGUGCGAUGUCGGUCAGUUUGUCCAGUGGUCACCAAUCCUAACUUCGUGUGUGGAGAUGACCAAGUAUCGUACCCGAGCGUCUGUCACGUGCGGGCGGCCAUAUGCGUCCACCAGACGUCAAUACGUAUCGCCUAUGGAGGCAGAUGUCGAGAAAACGCAACGUGCUCUGAUACGAUGUGCCCAGAAAAUUAUCAGUGUUUGGUGAACAGAAAUACUCUCCAGCCAUUGUGUGUCAACUGUCGCAUGAAGUGUUCACCGAUGUCGACUUUACCGGUGUGUGGUACAGAUGGGGUCACCUACGACACCUACUGCCAACUGUUCCGCACCGCCUGUGAGUCCGGAGUGUUCAUCACCACCAAACACAGUGGUCAUUGCAAUAGUCGAAAAAGAGCUUUUAACAAAACAUGCAAGAAAUGCAGAAGGAAAAGGAGAAGGAAACAUCGACGACGACAACAAAGACGAUAUAAGACCAGCGUAGGAUAUUACAAAGUAAAUGUUUACAACGCACAGAAGUCCGGAAAAUCGGAAAGGGUCCUGAAACUGCGAAUUAUUCCUGAUCCGGAUAGUUUGUCUCGAAAUAUAAGCUGACCCGAUGCUUGAACGAAUGACAAUAGAAAGAUCAUUAAGUGCAUUCCGAACGAAGACCUGUAAUGCAGGGAUGCUACGGCUUUCUGUGUACCUAUAGUGUGUAACGUUACGGUGAUGACGCUCGUGUCUACAUUGAUAAUAAAACGGAGGGCGGACAAUACAAGCCGGACUACUUCUGCUUUGGACUUAUGACGUCACAGAUAAGACAAGUCCAAAUACGAGACCGAGGCUUUAAAGAAGCGUUGGAUGAAGGAAGUUUAAUGUCGAAAGCAGUUUAUAUAUAAGGCUAUUGCUAAUUUAUUGUUUUUUGUUUCAUUUUGAUAUUAUUAUCGACAACAAGACAUCAUUAUUCUAUUUAAAUCUCAUAAAAACAUCCUGUAAAUGAUAUGUUAAAUUGCUUUUUGUAUUCUGUUCAAGUAAUCCUGUAUCAAUGUACAUUGUACGAUCACUACCAUCUUUUACUCUCAUCAAAAUCGUAAUCAUCGCAUCAUCGUCCACAUAUAUUACGUCAUCAGUGUCACGUGACCGGUCCGGCAAUUGCUGUGUCAUGUGACCUGAGAAAAAGUUGUGUAGGGUGACUGGUCAAUCAUGAGUUGUUUCAUGUGACUGGUGCAAGAAGAGUUGUGUCGUAUGACUGGUCCAAUGAGAGUUGUGCCAUGUGACUCGUCCAAUGAUAGUUAUGCCAUGGGACUGGUCCAGUAAAGUUGUGUCAUGUGACCGGUCCGAUAAGAGUUGUAUCAGGUGACUGGUCCAAUAAAGUUGUGUCAUGUGACCGGCCCGAUAAAGUUGUGUCAUGUGACCGGUCCAAUAUAUAACAAAUGGGACAAAGCGUGUAGCGCUGUCUCCGUUCCAGUAGGUGGCGGGUAUUUCGAACUAGACUUGUGUCGGUACUGAUUGUGAGUGCGCCUGGGGUAAGCAGCAAGUCCGUUAUGGCAUUAUAGUGAUGUACGUACAUACACGUUAGUAGGUUACUUUAACUAGGUCGCAGACAUGACGUGUUAUGUCAGCUAGUUUCCCUUACUGUCUGUCAUUGGAUGGUGGCAUUCAUUACGUGUCUGCACUGAACAAGAUAGCCACGGUUUUCUUGGCUUCGACACGUUUCCAGGAUCAGAUAAUGUAAAGGAAGCCAGUUUGUCACUUAGGAGCGUGAUAAAAAUGUCUACUGCAAGUGUGCCAGAGAUAUACUGCCGAAACGCCAGGAGGACAAACUUGGAGAGAUAAGCGUGAACAUGUUCUCGGUACUAUCUCACGUUGCAGUGGAUAUUCCAGUAAAGCAAGCACGUCAAAUGUUUGCACAUACCAUUCAAACGUGCAUGCCAAACUACACAAAAAAUAUAACUAUAAGCAGAAAGUUUUAGAUUACAAAUAUCACAACAAACAUGGUCGAAUAAUCUUACAACAAAGUAUCUUAAAUCAAUACAAAAGCAUUUGCUCGAGAUGAAUAAGCGAAUUCUUCUAGAACCUCUCGUCCGGUCGCACAUUAGCGCGUGCCGUCGAAAGCGCUACGGUAGACGCCAGCAACUGCACACGAGUCAAACCAUCGAAUAACAAGUAAUUUUGAGUUAUAAGUUUAUUGAUUCAUAUAACUUGUAUUGUAUUGUAUGAAGAUACAUUACAUAUACACACACCACCAUUAUGGAUCACCUAUAAUGUUUUGGUGUGAAAAUAUCGCGUCGCAACCGGGCGACGAGUACCGCAGUUUCUCCCUAAUUUAGUUAAUUGGAUCUAAUUUGUUCAGAAUGCAGAAGACAUAAGCAUGAUUGCGUAUUUUAUGUACCGAGAAUUAUUUAUCUGCUGUGUAAGGUCAGUAGAGUGUAUUUUGUGUCGCGUUUCUGCUGUUUAAGGCCAGUAGAGGGUGACGUAUUUUGUGUCGUGUAUCUGCUGUGUAAGGUCAGUAGAGUGUGACGUAUUUUGUGUUGCGUUUCUGCUAUUUAAGACCAGUAGAGGUUGACGUAUGUGUGUCGAGUACCUGCUGUUUAAGGCCAGUAGAGUGUGGCGUAUUUUUGUGUCGUGUAUCUGCUGUGUACGGUCAAUGGAGUGUGACGUAUUUUGUGUCGUGCAUCUUUUGUGUAAGGUCAGUGGAGUGCGACGUUGUUUUCAAAGGUGUCGUUUAUUUGCUGUGUAAGAUGGUAGAGUGUGGUGUAUUUUGUGAAACGUGUCUUGUGUCUACGUGUAUGGAAUGUGCGGGAUUAAAAUAUGUAUUCCGUGUAUCGCGUUCGUACCGUGAUAGGUCGGUAAAAUGUGACAUAUUUUGUGUCGCGUGAUUUGUGCAUACGCCAUGUACAGCCAGUAGAGUGUGAUAUGUGUUGUUCAGUACGGUCGGUUUACUUCUCAUUUUGCCCUUAUUUCCCCAAAUAUGUACAUCUUCUGUCGCCUUUAUUUAGUAACAAGACACUCACAAUUCUUUCAUCUAGCAUCUCUAUCAACGUCAUUUUCUUAAUUUUAUUUACGUUUCAUUAAAAGCAAAAUUUGUUUUGAUUA